AUGACGCACCUGCGUGUCUUUGGAAGGGAUACGGCGGCCCACAAGUCCGUGGAGUGGGUCCAGGCCGUUGUCAACCGCUUCAACGAGCAGCUUCCAAUCAAAGUCAACCAACAGACGACCCACACCAAAGUCAGCACGGAGCAUAACAAGGAAUGUCUCAUCAACAUUUCCAAGUACAAGUUUUCCCUGGUCAUCAGCAGUCUCACCAAUAUCUUGAAAAAUGUUAAUAAUAUAAGGAUAUUUGGAGAAGCUUCCGAAAAGAACUUGUAUCUCUCUCAGCUGAUUAUUUUGGAUACACUGGAAAAAUGUCUUGCCGGGCAACCCAAGGACACCAUGCGCCUGGACGAGACGAUGUUGGUCAAGCAGCUGCUGCCUGAGAUCUGUCACUUCAUCCACACCUACCGCGAAGGCAACCAGCACGCGGCCGAGCUGCGCACGUCCGCCUCCAGGGUUCUCUUCUCGCUCAGCUGCAACAACUUCAACACUGUCUUUAGCUGGAUUUCCACCCGGUUACAGGAAUUGACCGUGUGCUCUGAAGACAACGCAGAUGUCCACGACAUUGAACUGCUGCAGUACAUCAGCGUGGAUUGUGCAAAGCUGAAGCGUAUCCUGCAGGAGACAGUGUUUAAGUUCAAAGCCCUCAAGAAAGUAGCACAGCUGGCAGUCAUCAACAGUCUUGAGAAGGCAUUUUGGAACUGGGUGGAAAACUAUCCGGAUGAGUUUACAAAGCUGUACCAGACACCUCAGACCGAUCUGGCAGAUUGUGCGGAGAAGCUGUUUGACUUGGUGGACAGGUUUGCUGAGAGCACAAAACGCAAAGCAGCUGUGUGGCCGCUCCAGACCAUCUUCCUUGUUCUGUGUCUGGAAAUAAUCCAAGACAUUGCCAAGAACAUGGUGGAGGAAACGAAAACCAACAAGAAACUGUUUUUGGACAACCUCAGGAAGGCGCUUGCAGUCCACAGUGGCAGCCGGCAGCUGACGGAGAGUGCUGCCAUCGCGUGUGUGAAGCUCUGCAAGGCCUCAACCUACAUCAGUUGGGAAGACAACUCUGUCAUCUUCCUCCUUGUGCAGUCCAUGGUGGUAGAUCUCAAGAAACUGCUCUUCAAUCCAAGCAAGCCUUUCUCCAGAGGCAACCAGAACGCAGACAUCGACCUGAUGAUCGAUUGCCUGGUGUCCUACUUCCGCAUCAACCCGCACAAUAACCAGCACUUCAAGACCUGCCUGGCACAGAAUUCCCCCUCGACAUUUCAUUACGUACUGGUAAACUCACUCCACAGAAUAAUCACAAAUGGGGCAGAGGACCUGGGGUCGUCUUCUUGCGAAGAAGGUGAGAUCCCUGAUGAGCAGGGGAUAGGAGUACAGAAUCAGAGGCUGUCCCUGCUGGAGGAUGCACAGCCCAUUAUUAACCAGUCUAAUGGCCCUUGGGCUAAAGACUGUUUCUAUUGA
Molecule: messenger RNA, 1446 nt
Organism: Hemicordylus capensis (graceful crag lizard)
Lineage: Eukaryota; Metazoa; Chordata; Lepidosauria; Squamata; Cordylidae
Product: neurofibromin-like
Exons: 3
Coding region: 1-1446 (481 amino acids)
Source: RefSeq, a predicted model, not a curated record